GCUUGUUGAUGAACCAAGACAUGGAUGGACAACCGGAGAACGCGUCCUCGUUGUUCCAAAACGACAGCAAUCUAGAGGACCACAAUGACAAGGUGUCGCUCACAGCUAAGGUGCCGUUAAGUUAUCAGAUAUCGACGUCUGUGCUGAUCGGAGCGCUGAUCCUGUGUUCGGUGUUUGGAAACGCGUGCGUCGUGGCGGCCAUAGCUUUGGAGAGGUCACUCCAAAACGUGGCCAACUAUCUAAUCGGGUCUCUUGCCGUGACGGACCUUAUGGUGUCGGUACUCGUCUUACCUAUGGCGUGUCUCUACCAAGUUUUGGACAAAUGGACACUCGGGCAGGUCGCAUGCGACAUUUUUAUCUCGCUGGACGUCCUGUGUUGCACGUCUUCGAUUUUGCAUCUGUGCGCCAUUGCGCUGGACCGCUACUGGGCCAUCACCGAGCCCAUAGACUAUAUGAAAAAAAGGACGCUGAAACGUGCGGCGGUUCUGAUCGGCGCUACGUGGCUGGUGGGCUUCUUGAUAUCCGUGCCACCCAUGCUGAUCAUGAAAUCGCAGCCCAAAAGCAAAGCAGAAGACAUGGCCAACCCCGAAGCGUGCGCGAUCAGCCACGACCCCUGGUAUACCAUUUACUCAACCUUCUGCGCUUUUUACAUCCCGCUCAUCCUCAUGCUCGUGUUGUACGGUCGCAUCUUUAAAGCGGCUCGGUUCCGUAUCCGCAAGACGGUACGCCGGACUGAGAAGAAAAAAGUCACGUGUCUGACCGUGUCCCCGGCGCUUUUUAAACGCGCUAAUGGAGAGCCGGGCAAAAGCUGGAGAAGCAGCGUGGAACCCAAGCCGGCGGCGUCGUGCGUGAACGGCGCGGUAAAGCACACGGACGACGGCGAGUCGGUGGAGAUCGUGGAGGUGCACGGCCAUUCAAAGCACGAGCUGCCGCUGCCGAACACGCCGAGCUCGGCGCCGCUCUUUGAGAACCGACACGAAAAGAACACGGAGGCAAAGAGGAAACUGGCGAUGGCGCGGGAGCGCAAAACCGUCAAGACGCUGGGCAUCAUCAUGGGCACGUUCAUCCUGUGCUGGCUGCCUUUCUUCAUCAAAGCCUUAGUGAUGCCCUUCUGCCCAACGUGCAAGAUGCCCGUGUGGUUACAGGACGUGAUCAAUUGGCUCGGUUACUCCAACUCGCUGCUAAACCCCAUCAUCUACGCGUACUUCAACAAGGACUUCCAGAGCGCCUUUCAGAAAAUCAUCAAAUGUCACUUCUGUCGAAAAUAGCGGUGGAUUGCUUAAUGGUACCCAGUUUGCUGAAUUGACCGGAAAAUCUUUAGUCAAACAUUCCUUCGGUGGGAUAAAGAAUGAUGACAUUUAUCCCGUGGUGGAAAUAGGUCAUUAUUCUCAUCGUUUAUCAUUUUUAUUAUAAAUUUUUUUCUGUUUUCAGAAAAGAUGUAUGAUACUGUGUAUAAAAGAACUCCAUGUACUGCUCAUGUCCAUUGGAAGCAUGAAUGUGUUCAUGCUUUGAAAUAAACUCGUAAAUGACUC
Molecule: messenger RNA, 1532 nt
Organism: Silurus meridionalis
Lineage: Eukaryota; Metazoa; Chordata; Actinopteri; Siluriformes; Siluridae
Gene: htr1ab
Product: 5-hydroxytryptamine (serotonin) receptor 1A b
Exons: 1
Coding region: 9-1268 (419 amino acids)
Biological process (GO): regulation of vasoconstriction; regulation of behavior; adenylate cyclase-activating adrenergic receptor signaling pathway
Cellular component (GO): plasma membrane
Molecular function (GO): G protein-coupled serotonin receptor activity
Source: RefSeq, a predicted model, not a curated record